GUCACUUUCCCUGUGCGCUGAUGGCUGACUGACUGGCUGUCUGCGCUGCUCUGCUUAGUUUGGAGAGAAGAGGAGAUCACACUGAUAAGAUAAGACCAACGGACAAGACCGCCCGUCAGUUAUAACUGAUGGUGACCUGACAGAGAUGGCUGGUACAGGAGUGUGUUGUGCCAGCCUGGAGGAACCCAAGGCCCUGAUGAAGAUGGGUCUGAGCAUGCUCCUCAUCAGUCACGUGAACUUCCUGCUGGGAGCGCUGGUGCACGGCGUGGUGCUCCGACACAUCAACCUCCACAAGCAGGCCCGGGCCAUGGAGUACGCCAUCUCCAACGUGGUCGCUCUCACCUCCGGCCUUGUGGGAAUCAUCGUUGGCAUUCUGGCUGUUGUCUUGUCUAAAAACAAGAAGAGCAGAUGCCUGACGUGGUCACUAUUUUCAGUGGGUCUGGCCGCAGCCAUCAUGGCAGGAGCUUCAGCCGUCGGACUCUUCGUGUCCGUAGUGAGGGCCAUCAUUCACGGCGGGCGGAGCCUCCUGACUCACUGCCGCUUCCCCGAUGCCAUUGGCUACUCCAGCAUCACCAACGAAUGUCCUUUUGACCCCACCCGCAUCUAUAGCACCACUCUGAUCCUCUGGGUGCCUCUGAUCGUGACUUGUGUCAUCCAGAUGGUGUUUUCUGCCCGAUGCUUUGCUGCCUGCGUUUCAUUCCUGGGUCUGCCUUGCUGCCCCAAAAGGAAGAGUAAAAGAGACUUUGGCAGAGCGGUCAAUGUGGUGAGGCCGAUUGUGGAAGCUGCUCCGUCUCGCUAUACUGACUCGCCCUCUCGCUACACUGACUCGCCCUCUCGCUAUACUGACUCGCCCUCUCGCUACACUGACUCGCCCUCUUGCUAUACUGCACCUCUUAGAAGCAACAAUGAACCUCCAGCCCGCUACACUGCACCUCCAAGAAGCAAAAAUGAACCUCCAGCCCGCUAUACUGCACCUCCAAGAAGCAACAAUGAGCCUCCAACCUGCUAUACUGCACCUCCAAGAAGCCACCAUGGACCUCCAAGGCGGAAUACCGAACCUCCAAGACAGCCGCGCCAACCUCCUCCCGCUUCACAGCAUCUUCCUCCUCCGUAUCGGAGUCUUCCUCCUUCGGAGAGGCAGCCUCUUCGCCCGCCGUACAGAGAAAGGUCAGACAGAGGAAGGCAUGAAACGAGGGCUGGCAGCCAGCAAAGGGCACCGGAGCAACACGGGCUGCUGGAGAGGGGGGGUCCGGAAAGGUCCAGCUUCUGGAUUUAGACAUAUUUGACAUGUCAGGGCUUCCUGAAGCCCCUGAAUGCUGUGAGGGUAUGUGUUGUUGCAACAGUACUUGGAUUCAAACAUGAGUUCUUAAAAACUGAACUUGGUGCUUGUUUUUUUUUUUGUUUUUUUGUUUUUUUAGCAGUGCAGUAGACCUAAAAAAGUGUCAGUAUGCAACAUCCUGGUUAUGUGAGUGUGUCUGUUCUUUUAUUGUUGUACCCCUGAGUGUCACAGUAUUCAUAUCAGGACAAAGAGAUGAGACAAAUCCUCCUCAAUGAGGACGCGGUGCCAAUCCUUUGAUCUACACACAUUUAGUUCAUUCACAGUUAAAGGAAUAGUUUGAUUUUUGGAAAUACACUUUUCUGCCAAGACUUGGAUGAGAAGAUCACAGCAGUUUUGGCCUUCUCAUCUAACUCUUGGUAAGACAAGUGAAUUUCCUUGAUGUAAAAAAUAUUAUUUUAACGUUACAGUUUAUACUAAUAAUGGAGGCUGGCAACAUAGAGCUGGUUAAAGCUUCUGUUAAGGGAAGCAGUGCUCAGAGUCUGAGUCUGAGUGUGUGUGUGUGUGUGUGUGUGUGUGUGUGUGUGUGUGUGUGUGUGUGGCACUGCCUUCUUCCUGUUUUUAGGAUAAAUGUCUGUUGUGUGCUGCACGUUUGGGAAUCAAGUGUGCGUACACUUGUCCUCCACUCGGGUCCAGAGAAACCAGUACUACAAGUUUGUUGUAUUUAUUGCUUAACUGAAUAAAGUUUUUACUCACAAUUACA
This is a messenger RNA of Acanthopagrus latus (yellowfin seabream), 2039 nucleotides long. RefSeq lists its product as uncharacterized. Lineage: Eukaryota; Metazoa; Chordata; Actinopteri; Spariformes; Sparidae. The transcript has 6 exons. The coding region runs from base 146 to 1276 and encodes 376 amino acids. The record is from RefSeq and is a predicted model, not a curated record.